This is a messenger RNA of Alternaria atra, 1566 nucleotides long. RefSeq lists its product as uncharacterized. The record is from RefSeq and is a predicted model, not a curated record. Bases 1 to 1566 code for a protein of 521 amino acids. Lineage: Eukaryota; Fungi; Ascomycota; Dothideomycetes; Pleosporales; Pleosporaceae. The transcript has a single exon.
AUGAGUACCCACACCCUGCGCGACACACAAUCUCCGUAUUCCGAUACCUUUUCACAACAAUCAGACUUAUCGUGUUAUUCAGACCCGCGCAGCAUCGACAACUGGUUAGAGAUCGUCUUCGCAGCGCGUAGCCGGUCGGCGAAAGGCUGCGCCGGUGCUGCACUGCGACAUUCGCGAGCCACCUUCCACACACCAAAAUCGUGUUCGACCGCUGGGUUACGGACGAGAACGAUGCGAGACAACGAACGAACAAAUGCAAGGGUAACGAGAUCGAAGAGUCGUCGGAAGCCCAUUGCGGAGGAGAUUGUGUCGGUGGAGGUAGACGUUGCGGCGUUGCAUAUCGCGGAGGGAAGUGAAGAAGAACGAAACAUGGAAGACAUAGACGACAAUCGCACUGCAAAACAUCCCCCCUCGGAACUACCGUUGCUCAGGCAGCCCGAUCUCACCGUUCUACCGUCUACCACAUCCGCACACCGCUGGAUGUCCGCCGAUACUCAAUCACGGAGCUCCCGGUCUUCUCGUACGCCAGUAGACACCGCGAGCGUCAUCACCGAGACGACAGUCACAUCCAGCUCGAGCAGGAAAGCGACGAGCAGGUCAAAGAGCCCGGUGAAGAGCAUGGUCGAUCUCAGCUUGUUGGAUCGCAGGGUGAAGAGAAUGCAUUUGGAGGAGAAGGAUUAUCCAAACACAAUACAACAGCUGGUGCGCGAAGUGGAAAAAAUAAGAAGGGGAAAGGGUGUGAUACCACACGAGAUCAGGUCUGACGUUGAGGAACGUGUAGAAGCAGAGAAUUGGUGGUGGAGCCAGACACCCAGCGCGCUGCCGUCGAAAGUGAAGGUCUUGAUGGAGUUGGAGAUCAUGGAAGAGAUAAGAGAUAAGACGCACAAGCUGCAGGACUCGGAUGCCGCCGAGCCGCGCUGGAAUAGCGACGUGCACUUUAUGAUGCUGCGCCAGGUGUGUAUGCACUUGCCAGGUAUUCAACAGCAGAACAUUACAUCAGCCCGCCCAAAUCCCCACCUCGUCCCAAAGACCGGGUUCAACAACACGGAAUCUAAGCUAGUUGAUUACGCCUUGGUCUGUGACGAGAGUCUGAUUCCAUCACAUCUUGUCCAGCAGGUGCUUGCGGAUUCACGCAACGAGAUUGACAGUAUCAACCAUACGAGCGCGAGUGUGCAAAGCUUGAGACAAGACCCCAUCGCGGUCUCCAUCGAAACAAAAACCCCUAACGGCAGCGAAUCAACCGCGCUAACACAACUCUCGCUUUGGGCAGCGACGCAUUUCAACCGCCUGCGCACCUUGCUACGACCCACUAAACGCGACGUAGUUUUCAUGCCGUUGCCACUGAUUAUGGCAGUCGGUGGACGGUACAGUUUGUUCUUCGCUAUCGACGGCACGAUCACGGAAGGUAUCACCAUCGCAGGCGGCGAGACAGCGUUCGGAGACUGUGCAACGCUGGACGGAUGCUACCAAGUCCUUGCAGGCGUACGAGCAGUGGGGAUCUGGGUGAAGGAGGUGUGGGUGCCGUGGUUCGUAAGCGAGUGUCUAGGCGCACAGAUUGAACAUUGA